Plasmopara halstedii is the source of this 180-nucleotide messenger RNA. RefSeq lists its product as uncharacterized. The record is from RefSeq and is a predicted model, not a curated record. Bases 1 to 180 code for a protein of 59 amino acids. NCBI's taxonomy places the organism in Eukaryota, Oomycota, Peronosporomycetes, Peronosporales, Peronosporaceae. The transcript has 2 exons.
AUGAAUCCCGCCCCGCCUACGAAGAUGUCCUGUGGCACUGGUACCCAACACCCAAACCGCUGCACGGAAGCGAAUCCGGUGCACUCUGGCUCAAGCGAACGUUCAGGCUGUCGAUACUCUAACGGCUAUGACGAACAACAACCCUUCGUGCCGCCGGCUUGUGGAGACCCUAUAUCCUGA